Molecule: messenger RNA, 2382 nt
Organism: Trifolium pratense (red clover)
Lineage: Eukaryota; Viridiplantae; Streptophyta; Magnoliopsida; Fabales; Fabaceae
Product: WD40 repeat-containing protein HOS15-like
Exons: 14
Coding region: 271-2055 (594 amino acids)
Biological process (GO): regulation of transcription by RNA polymerase II
Cellular component (GO): histone deacetylase complex
Molecular function (GO): transcription corepressor activity; protein binding
Source: RefSeq, a predicted model, not a curated record
AUAGAAUGAUCAAAAUUGUGUUUAUAGAGAGAGGAGUAGAAAAUAAGGAGGUCAAAACGUAUAGUAUUACUAGUAUGUACUAGCUGCUACUACUACUAUAGCCUAUAGGUAUAGGUAGGUACAAGGGGUAAGGACUGUUCUGUUCAGUUCUGAAGGCUACUCUCAACUUCCUCCUCCGCCUAUUUCGAUAGAUACUCUCUCUCUCUCUCUCUCUCUCUCUCUCUCUCUCUCUCUCUCGGUGAUGGUUGUUACUUCAGCUUAAUUGCGAACAUGUCUUCCAUCACCUCCGUUGAACUCAACUAUCUCGUCUUUCGCUAUCUUCAAGAAUCAGGUUUCACUCAUUCUGCAUUUGUGUUCGGGAAUGAGGGUGGCAUUAAUAAAUGCCCCAUUGAUGGAAAUUUGGUACCACCAGGUGCUCUUGUCACAUUUGUUCAGAAGGGAAUGCAGUUCUUGGAGAUGGAAGCUAACUUGAACAAUUGUGAUGCAGACUAUGAUGAAGAUUUUUCAUUCUUACAACCUUUGGAUCUUAUCACAAAAGAUGUGCAUGAACUUAAGAAAAUGAUAAAUGAAAGAAGAAGAAAACUACAGAAGGGUAAAAAUAAGGAAUCUGAAAAAGAGCAUGAAGGUGACCGUGGACGUGUAAGAGAAAAGGAAAGACAUGAAAAGGAGAAAGAAAGUGAAAAGGACAAAGAUAAGAUAGAAAAUCAUAAAGAGCAAGAACUGCAUAAUGAAAAUCAGAUCAGUAGAGACAUGGUCUUAGAUCAAGAAGAUAAGGUUAAUGGUGCUAAAAAAGAAGAUAAGGUUAAUGGUGCUAAAAAAGAAGAUAAGGCUAACGUUGCUAAAAAAGAAGAAAAGGUUAAUAGUAUUAAAAAAGAAGAUAAGGUUAAUGUAAAGCUUGAUGAGAACGGAGCAUUUGGAGGACCAGAGCCCAUGGACAUCUGUACAACAUCAACAUCUCAUCCAAUUGAAUUUCCAAAGUCAGAUGUGACAAUUUUGGAAGGGCAUACUUCAGAGGUAUGUGCUUGUGCAUGGAGUCCUACAGGAUCCCUUCUUGCAUCAGGGUCUGGAGAUUCAACAGCUCGUAUUUGGACAGUAGCCGAAGGGACAUCUAAAUUAGAUUCCAUGGAUGACCCUUUGAAUGUGUUGGUGUUGCAACACAUCAGGGGCACAACCAAUGAAAAGAGCAAAGAUGUUACUACACUUGAUUGGAAUGGGGAGGGUACGCUACUUGCAACUGGUUCUUAUGACGGUCAAGCACGAAUUUGGACUACUAAUGGUGAACUGAAGAGUACAUUAAGCAAGCACAAGGGACCCAUAUUUUCUUUGAAAUGGAAUAAGAAAGGAGAUUAUAUUCUUACAGGAAGUUGUGAUGAGACUGCAAUUGUAUGGGAUGUUCAAGCAGAGAAAUGGAAACAACAAUUUGAAUUUCAUGCAGGUCCAGUACUUGAUGCUGAUUGGCGCAAUAAUGUGUCAUUUGCAACAAGCUCCACUGACACCACGAUACAUGUCUGCAAAAUCGGCGAAAAUCAACCAAUAAAAACUUUUGCUGGGCACCAGAGUGAAGUAAAUUGUAUCAAAUGGGAUCCCACAGGUUCACUACUGGCCUCAUGUUCAGACGAUAGCACUGCAAAGAUCUGGAGUAUGAAGCAAGAUAAGUAUAUUCAUGAUUUUAGAGAGCAUUCAAAGGAGAUAUAUACUAUCAGAUGGAGCCCAACUGGUCCUGGUACAAAUAACCCUAAUAAGAAAUUGGUGUUGGCUAGUGCUUCAUUUGACUCUACUGUAAAGAUAUGGGAUGUGGAACUCGGGAAACUAAUUUAUAGCUUGAAUGGGCACAGGGAUGGUGUAUAUUCUGUUGCAUUCAGUCCCAAUGGUGAGUAUUUAGCUAGCGGGUCUCCCGACAAAUCCAUACAUAUAUGGUCCUUGAAUGAUGGCAAGAUCAUUAAAACAUACAAUGGCAAUGGAGGCAUUUUUGAGGUCUGUUGGAAUAAGGAGGGUGACCAGAUUGCUGGCUGUUUUGCUAAUAAUACAGUUUGCAUUUUGGAUUUCAGAAUGUAAGAUCCUGAGAAGCACCAACUUACGUUGACCAGCUCAAAUUAUUUAUUUUUACUCACCGUGAUGUCGGUAGAACUGUGUUUUUGUUCAGUAGGCAAACUAUUUUAACCAUUGUAAUUUGAUGUUAUGAUCAUCUGUACCUAGUAGGAGUGUAUUCUUUUAACUUAAAAUUAUAAUUAUUGCACUACUGUGCCGUCUGUAUAAUUGCAAUCAUCACUGUCUGCAUUCUCUGUCUGAUGCCAGAUUACCCUAAUGUAUUUUAUCCAAGAGUAACCGACUAUUUAUUAGGCAUCUUCAAUAUUUUUGUUGAACAUUGCCAGUUUAGCUUAA